AUCGUGAUCGUGAUCGUGAUCGUGAUCGUGAUCGUGUCGUGGUGUCGUGGUGUCGUGGUGUCGUCGAAGUGAAGUUAACCCAGAGUGCUCCCGAACUCCCGUAGUCUCGUUCCCGUCCGUUCGUCCGCGUCGCGUCAAGGACGGCCAACUUCACCUCGUUUCUCGCGAUCGUUUCUCGAGGAAACCCCUCGAGAAACUCCUCGUCCUCGUUUUCGUCCUUGAAACCAUCAUAGUCGCGCGAUCCUUUCGUCGUUCGUUCCACCGAGAGUAAUAAGACUAAGCCAGGAAGAAUUGUCGGGGGAGGAUACGCGAUCUUCGCCGCAAACGUUAACUGCUGCUGACUUCUGCUACCACUGCUCUGUGACAGCGGGACAGUAUGGCGGGACAAACGAUCAACGACAGGCUGUUGGCCGCGAGGCACAGUAUCGCCGGCCAGGGCCUCGCCAAGUCCGUUUGUAAGGCCACUACGGAGGAGAUGAUCGGUCCCAAGAAGAAGCAUCUCGACUAUUUAAUUCAUUGCACCAAUGAACCGAAUGUCUCCAUACCGCAGCUCGCUAAUCUCCUGAUAGAACGCUCACAGAAUACAAACUGGACGGUAGUCUUUAAGGCCCUGAUCACCGUGCAUCACAUGAUGUGCUAUGGCAACGAGAGGUUCACGCAGUAUCUUGCGUCCAGCAAUAGCACGUUUCAACUCAACAAUUUCCUCGACAAGAGCGGCGUACAAGGAUAUGACAUGUCGCCCUUCAUCAGGCGCUAUGCCAAGUAUCUCAACGAGAAGGCUCUCUCCUAUAGGACGGUAGCGUUCGACUUUUGCAAAGUGAAAAGAGGGUACGUAUUGAGAACAUUUUUUUCUAGACCUCUUGAAAUUUUAUCUCGAAAGAAGAUGGCACUCUACGCACAAUGAAACGCACUGCUGGAAUUUGAUUGCACGGCUAACGACCUCACGAAUGGCGUCAUAAACAUGGCCUUCAUGCUCCUCUUUCGAGAUCUUAUCCGGUUAUUCGCCUGUUAUAAUGAUGGCAUCAUUAAUCUGUUAGAGAAAUAUUUCGACAUGAAUAAGAAACAAUGUCGGGAUGCUUUAGAUCUUUACAAGAAGUUCCUUAUACGCAUGGAUAGGGUCGGAGAAUUUCUGAAAGUUGCGGAAAAUGUUGGUAUCGAUAAAGGAGACAUACCAGAUCUGACGAAGGCACCAAGUAGUUUAUUGGAUGCCUUAGAACAACAUCUCGCUUCCUUGGAAGGAAAGAAGGGCUCCGCCGCGAACACGCCAACGCAGUCAGCAAGCAAUAGAACCAAUGUAAAGUCGGGAGUGUCCGCCCUGUCUUCCACCAGUAACGCGUUCGGAACAGCAGCCAGUAAUGCGCGGCUCGAGCAAACCGGGAAUGGUCAUAUCGACGAGGCGUUGCGCCAGCAAGCUCUCGCGGAAGAGGAAGCCGCCAUGAAUCAAUACAAGGCAAAAGUACAAUCGCCGUCAGGUAGUAGCACAAAUCCUUUCCUCAGUUCUCCAACUAAUAAUGCUAAUAAACCGAUUGUGGACUUAUUUGGUGCAACAUCUGAGAGCCAGUCGUCUCAAAAGGCAUCGGAUGAUCUACUGCAACUUGCGGGCAAUCCGUUCGCGAACAUGUUCGGGGCGCAACCACCUACAGGAACGACGCAACCCGCCGCUCAGAUGCAGAACAACAUGUGGAUGACCAACGGUACUGGUUUCGCGCCAACUGCGUCACCAGCAAAUAAUAACUUUGUUACAGAUAAUAGUUUUUCCUCCGUAUUCGGAAAUCAAGAUCAGCAAUCCACUGGCGCCCCAGGAACGGCCGCGUCCGUACCUAAUCCCUUCAUGUCCGAUUUCCCGUCCCUCGGUACCACCGGCGGCCAGCAGGCGACGAACGCAGGCGCCUUCGGGCUCUUCGAUCAGAACGCCGGCGGCGUUGUUGGCGGUGAAUCGGUGCAAGCAGCGCAGACGGGAACGGUAGCAGCCGGAGACCUUUUCAGUGCCGGUCAGACGGAUCUCUUUGGGGGUGACGGGUCCGCCGCCGCGAUGAGGAUCCCCGCAAACGGCGGCGACGGGGAUGCUGCCAGCGCCCCGACCUCUUCUGCUGGCAAGAGCGCCUUCGAUGAUCUCAACGACAGUAUCCGUAUGGCACUGGGUGGGUCUCCGUCGCGACCGGCACCCAUGGUUCAGCAACAGCAAGCUGCGAUGGCCGUCCAACAGCAGCCGUUGCAACAACAAAUGCCGCCGGCUGCGACGGCGGGGGCCGGUAUGUUUGGCAUGAAUGACCCCGCGACCGGGCAAUCCAUGAUGGCCGGUGCACCGAUCGUCGGCUAUGGUAUCCCUACCCAAGCCCAAGUCCCCGUGGGGUACGGUUCGCCGGCAAAGCAGCCGAUGUCAGCGGGGCAACCGGUCGGUGCAGCCAACACCGGCAAAGUCCUUACCGGAGAUUUGGACAGCAGCUUAGCUAGCCUUGCGCAAAAUUUGACCAUCAAUAAGAGCGCACAGCAGCAAGUCAAAGGAAUGCAGUGGAAUUCUCCGAAGAAUGCUGCAAAAACGGGCGGGGCGGCUACUACUGGUGCUGGAUAUCGGCCCAUGGGCCAAGGAAUGACGCAACUGCUACCUACGAGCACCACGACUAUAGGUUUCCCCUCACAACCAGCGAUGAUGGGUAUGCAAGGUAUGCCGAUGGGCAUGCAGGGUAUGCAGGGUAUGCAAGGUAUGAGGCCGAUGAUGUGUACUAUCCCAGGUGCUUCCGCCGCCGGUGGCGGUAUGAUGGUUGCGGGAGGAGCUGCGCCCAUGAUGGCCAUGCCCGGCGCGAAUCCUAUGAUGGCCGGUCCUAAUUUGCAGCAACAACAACCUCAACCUACUGCAGCAACUCAGCCACAGGGCAAUGCUGUCCAACUCGAUCCUUUUGGUGCUCUGUGAAGGGAUUAGGAUUCCAAAUGGAAUUAAGAAGAACGAAGCAACAUUUUGUAAAUACCAUGUAAUAUGCCUAGAAAGAAAAGAAACAAAGCUAAUGUAUCCCGCUUUUUUCUGUUAGGCCCAAUCAAUCUUGAAUCAUUGAUUGUCAUUCGAAUCGUCUCAUUAUAAAUAGGAGUCAGUAAAUUGUAUUAUACUUCCUGUAAUAUGCUCGCCGAAUAUGCAACACGUGUUAUUCCGAUAUAGCGUCUUUCCCACGAGCAUUAGCAAAAGUUAAAUGUUGUUUAAGUGAAUAUCUGUCUACUUUUUUAUGCAAAAAAAAGGGGACAAAUUGAGUCUGAAUUGCGCGUAGACAGGGCGCUUUUCUCCGCCUUGAAGUCCCGUAGCCGGGCAUAAUUAUGUAGCUUAGAUGAGAGUUGUUCGGAACGCGAAUUGCGUUUAGAAUGACACGAACGUGCGUUGAAUUUUCCUGGUGAGGAUUAACUGUGAUAGUACUGCGCCGUGUGUCGCGCUGAACAGUUUUUCUUCGUUGACACGUCGAGUAAGCCUAUUAUCGAAGAGAUGCAUUUUCUAAGUUCGAUGAAAGAUUUCCGUAAUUACGUAGCGAUAUUUAGAUACGACUUAGUUUUUACAUUGGGGGAGAGAGAGAUUGUAUAUCCGAUAGAGAGAUCAGUAAGAACGCAUUAUCGAAUAUGGUGAAAAUACUUGGUUCGUUAUGGUUCUAAACGUAUUCGCGUUAGAUUACAUACACGUAGUUGACGAUUGCAUAUACCAAUGUCCGCGUUAAACGUUAAAGGCGCAAGACC
This is a messenger RNA of Acromyrmex echinatior (Panamanian leafcutter ant), 3711 nucleotides long. It is a transcript of the gene lap, whose product is annotated as phosphatidylinositol-binding clathrin assembly protein lap. Gene Ontology annotation, cellular component: synaptic vesicle; extrinsic component of presynaptic endocytic zone membrane; clathrin-coated vesicle. Gene Ontology annotation, molecular function: 1-phosphatidylinositol binding; clathrin heavy chain binding; SNARE binding. Gene Ontology annotation, biological process: synaptic vesicle budding from presynaptic endocytic zone membrane; clathrin-dependent endocytosis; clathrin coat assembly. The record is from RefSeq and is a predicted model, not a curated record. Lineage: Eukaryota; Metazoa; Arthropoda; Insecta; Hymenoptera; Formicidae.